Notechis scutatus (mainland tiger snake) is the source of this 4508-nucleotide messenger RNA. RefSeq names its product BMI1 proto-oncogene, polycomb ring finger (gene BMI1). Gene Ontology annotation, molecular function: promoter-specific chromatin binding. NCBI's taxonomy places the organism in Eukaryota, Metazoa, Chordata, Lepidosauria, Squamata, Elapidae. Gene Ontology annotation, cellular component: PRC1 complex. The record is from RefSeq and is a predicted model, not a curated record. Gene Ontology annotation, biological process: negative regulation of transcription by RNA polymerase II.
UUAAAAUGCUGAAGUUUCUCCCGAGCUUUGGAAGAGAGGACAGGAGGUUGGAAAUCUAGCUUCAAUGAGAGGUUAACGCGCGUUUGAUUCUUGGAGUUCUUAUAUCCAGAUUGAACAUGGGGUGGAAUUGAGGGAGCUGAGUUAAUAGAACUUGCAAAGCAAUCCUACUGCAGCUUUCUAUUAUUUAACCAGGAUUUCGCCUCUCCCUCACACAUCUUACCCUUCCAAGUUGAAUAAGGGAAGGUUAACUGAAACAUCUUGUUAGCCCAGAUGUGAUGGUUUUCGUCCUGGCUCUAAAGGUGCCUGGGUGGGAAACUUGUUUUGUGUAAAAUCUCGUGGCCUUGACAAAGUAGAUACUGCUACAACUCAGCUUAUUUUGUUGUUUUAAUACCUGGUGGGAAAUAACUCAAGGGCACUUAAUCCAAUCUUCUCUCCCUGCAAUUAACCUUUCUCUCCAAAUGGAAAGUUAACUAUGUGAUCCACAGCCUUCCUCACUGUCCUUUUGAGUUUUUGUUAGCCUCCCACUAUUCAAUACUUGUUAGUUUCAAAUGAUCUUUCUUGGAAGUCCAAAAAUAUAACUUCAAGGUGUAGGGAAAGAGUGAUUUGUGAAGCUGGGUAUUUCUCUGCUCUGGUCUCUGGUAAAUUAGAGCUCAUCUUUUAAUAUAUAUAGUUAGUUGGUGCUGAGCCUUCCCACUCAAUGUAUCAGCAUUUACCUAGCCAGAAAGGAACUGGCUCCUGCCUUUGAGGAAACUAGCUGGAGAGGUCCAUUCCCUGGAUGAAAGGGUUUAGCUGGAGAGAAUAUGGGUUAUAGUAAACAUACCUAUUUCUUUCUUGGCUGGGACUCUUCAGUGGGACAUUCAUGCUUCAGGGAUUACCUUUAAAACGGCACCUAAUGACAAUUCAAGGCAAAGUGGACCAGAUUAUACAUCUGCCCCUGCAAGCCUCCUUAUUUUAGGCAGCUUUGAUGAAUUGACAUCUCAAGAGCCUAGAGCCUAAUUUCUAAAACAUCCAUCCACCCAACUAUCCAUAGUUUUCUAGGUUGACAUAACACAUGUAAGGCUGCUGGUAACCUUACAUAGUUUUAGAUAACAAGUUUUAUCUCUCUCUGUUUUCCUGGUGGAAUUCAUGGAGGAGGGGGGGGCUGAAAAUAAAAUACAAUAUUAAAAGGCAUUGUGUCUUGGAUACAGAAAGGUAUACCAUUACUACAAUGAGGUGGGGGACUUCAGGGAAAGAACACUAGGGAAUAAAAGCCCCCUACUCCACCCCAAAGUUAGUACUUUGGGUAAUGGGAUGCCUGUUUUGUUUAUGAGUGUAUAUAAAUUAGUGCAUGGGAGUUGCUGGCAUCUUUCACUGAUGCGUAGCUUUGAUUCAGGAAUGUUGGUUUAAGAAUUCAGUUGAUACCUCCAACGAGAUCAUGGAGGAGGGAGCUAAGUAGGUAAUAAAUAAUAAGCUUUGAGUAACAAAGCUUCACGCUUGAUUUCAGUUUUCUUCUACUUAGGCAGAGGCUCUGUUUCCCUGAAAUGAAACAUGUGUUUGUAUCUUCUGACUAAUUGAGUUGCCUUCUUCUGUGCCUCACUGCUUGGGGGAAAAAAUUUAAGUCUAUUGAAUUGGUGGACCCUUUCUAAUCUACCUUUUGGUUAAAGUAUCUGUAUUUACUGCAUCUUGAUUUGAACAGAUAGAUGUGUUUUAUCAUGAUAGUAGUGGUGGUAGUGGUAAAAAGGACUUCAAUUAUCUGCUAAAAUGUUGGGUGGAGAAGUAUGCCCUUUAUUCAUAUCCUGAAAAAUGCUCUGGAACCAGAAGGAGAGGCCAGGCAUGGGGGCUCCUGUUUUCCUUGCCAGUUCUCAGGCCCAGGUUAUCGAAUCUCUCCUUCCCCUUCUACUCCAAACUUGUAUAUCUUUUGCUCCCCCACCCCCCAAAAAGAUAAAAAUAGCAAUUUCCUUCACGCAGUUGUGUCCUUUCUUCUCUGUUUUUCUUUCCCUUUUCUCCAUCCGGGGAAGAGGUACAUACAAUGUGAAGUUUUGGCAGUUGGUUUUGUGGUGAACGAUCCUAGUUGUACUCUCUAUCCCUCUCCCACCUACCCUCGCAACUUUUGGAACAUUGGUCAUGAAUUCGGGGCUCUUUCGGAAGCGUCGGAACAUUUUGCCUCGAUUGCUGAGUGUUCAGAGUAAAACAGGUAGAUCCGCGGCUGCGGGAAUGGAACCUGUUCUUUCGACUGACCCUAACCUCCCCACUUCCUUUACCUCCCAUCGUGAAAUUUUCCCUGCCGGGCGGUGGAGCAACAUGCCCCUCCUGAGGAUUUCCCCAAAGACUUGCUUUGCUCUCUUCACUUUCCGGCUGCAGCCCGAGAGCCGCGGUACAUUUGCACCAUCCUAGGAUCUGCGACCCUGCAAGAUUGGACGCCAGAGCGGGAUGUCCACGAGAGCCCGGAGAUGGGUGUGCUAGGACUCUCUUGAAUCCCAGUCGGGUCAAUGGCAAAGGCUGGCGCUCCUCUAAAGUCUCUUACCAACCCGAAAGGGGACAAUAUUUAACUCUGUGCCUUGGCGAUCCAAGAGGCGAUAAAGUGAUGUCGCGGAGCCGGGAGGCGAAGAAGGGAAGGAAGCAACGGCCACUUUCUUGCCCGUGGCCGACGUGGAUGGAGGCCCCGAGAGAAACCGAAAGCCCCUGGAGGGAGCCUCUUGCUUUCGGUCUGGCAUCGACCCCAGAGCUGACUCGGGCCGCCCUCGAGGCCUCCUACUACCAGCCCCGCUUUUGGCGUCCUCGCUUUCUUUCCUGCGACGCGUCUGCCCGCCCAACUGGACUGCUCGGGGAGGAAUUUUGGCCCCGCCAACAACACCCGGCCAGGAUCCUUCCCCCGGCCUCAUCCCUGGCCACGAUCCCGGCUCUUUUCUACAGCGAGUCUCCUCGGAUUGAACCAAGAUGCAUCGCACCACCCGCAUCAAAAUUACGGAGCUCAACCCCCAUCUCAUGUGUGUGAUUUGCGGAGGGUAUUUCAUCGAUGCUACCACGAUCAUCGAGUGCCUGCACUCCUUUUGUAAGACUUGUAUUGUACAUUACUUGGAGACCAGCAAGUAUUGUCCAAUUUGUGAUGUCCAAGUUCACAAAACUAGGCCUCUUUUGAACAUAAGAUCUGAUAAAACUCUCCAGGACAUUGUAUACAAGUUAGUACCAGGUCUUUUCAAAAAUGAAAUGAAAAGAAGAAGAGAUUUUUAUGCUGCUCAUCCAUCUGCUGAUGCUGCCAAUGGCUCAAAUGAAGACAGAGGAGAAGUUGCAGAUGAAGAUAAAAGGAUUAUAGCAGAUGAUGAAAUAAUAAGCUUAUCCAUUGAGUUCUUUGACCAAAAUAGAGUUGAACGGAAAGGAAGCAAAGAGAAGGAGAAAGCCAAAGAGGAAUAUCAGAUUUUGAAUGUUGUCUCAACCAAAUGCCCCUCCCAGGCCAACAACAAAAGAUAUUUACGCUGUCCUGCAGCAAUGACUGUAAUGCACUUAAGGAAGUUUCUCCGGAGCAAAAUGGACAUACCCAAUGCUUUUCAGAUUGAUGUCAUGUAUGAAGAAGAGCCUUUAAAGGACUACUACACACUAAUGGAUAUAGCCUACAUUUACACUUGGAGAAGGAACGGCCCCCUCCCUUUAAAGUACCGUGUGCGACAAACCUGCAAGAGAAUGAAAAUAGGUGGCCAGCAGAGGGAUGGCUUGCACAACAGUGGGGACCUGGAAAGUGACUCUGGCAGUGAAAAAGCUGGCAGCCCCAUGGGAGGUGCUCCUUCCACAUCAUCCUGCGUGUUGAGCCCCAGCACUCCGGUGCAAUCUCCCCACCCCCAGUUCCCCCACAUCUCUAGCACUAUGAAUGGAACCAGCAGCAGCCCAAGUGGUAACCACCAUGGCUCCUUUACCAACAGAACCCGGAAAGCAUCCAUCAAUGGUUGUUCUACAACUUCUUCUGGCUGACUGGCAUAAAUUUUCCUUUCUGACUCUGAAGACUGGGUGCCGAGGUUAUUUUUUCUGCUCUGUGUCACUAUCAUAUCACACCAUUAAGCUUUAUAGUUGCAAAUUCCAUGUCUGUCUAUGCCUGGUGGUUAGCAAGAGAGGAAUAAAGAUUGGGAAUUAAAUGGGAGGACAAAAGUUGGACCUUUUUUAUAUUAAACAACCACCACAACAAACUCUUUCUUAAGAACUAGUAACAUGGAAAAACAAAGGAUAACAAUCCAAAUAUUUGAAGAGGGUUUUUUUCUGGACUUCCCAUUAUUUUUCUGUUUCUUAAUUUGGAAUCUGAAAAUUGAUGCUUACCCACAAAUGAAAGUUUUGUAAAUCCAGAUUAAUUUCCUAUAUAUCUUUUGGAUUAUGAACUAUACUGGUUUGGGGAAUCUCAUUCUGAAAUCCUUCUCCAUCUCGGAAUGCUUAAAUGCCAGACUGAAUAUGCAUAAAAAGAUGCGUAUAUGUAGCCACACCACUGUGAAUAACAAUGUAUUUGCUUUAUUAGCCAUUUUGAUUUAUAGUUUGCAUCCACAACUUCU